Molecule: messenger RNA, 3305 nt
Organism: Aethina tumida (small hive beetle)
Lineage: Eukaryota; Metazoa; Arthropoda; Insecta; Coleoptera; Nitidulidae
Product: protein bunched, class 2/F/G isoform
Exons: 4
Coding region: 717-1814 (365 amino acids)
Biological process (GO): regulation of transcription by RNA polymerase II
Source: RefSeq, a predicted model, not a curated record
CAAUAAAAUUAAUUCAAAAUGACGCUAAACAGUAUAUUUCUUUAUAUUUCACAACUUUUAAGUACAAAAAAUAUAAUAAUAAUAAUUAAAUUAAACCGCCUAAAUUUAAGCAAAGCGAAAACUUAAUUAUCGAUCUAUUUUUACCGGAAAGAAAAAUCUAGGGUAGAAUGCCGGCUGUACAUAAUUAGUAAGUAGUAGCCUGACGUAUAAGCAAAAUUUAAAAUAAAACAUCAAACACACGGCUUCCGCGGCCGAAUGAUUUUUUUUACGUCGACUCCCCCUUAUGUCAGGACACAUAAUCGCGGCGAAUUGGAAGGGCAGCAUUUCCAAGCAAGUAGUGGUGGAAAAUGUCGCGUCGCACCCGGAAAAGGGUGCAAUAAACGUCUGGUUCGUUGUAAGUCUGGAGUUGUGCAGUGAAGAGCCGGCCAACACGCAAGUCACUGGAUGCUGGUCCUUUUUUUCCUAACCGUGGUCAACUUUUGAGGGAAUUUAUUUUUGCACAUUCGCUUAAUUUCGCAUAAACCGGGGGGAAAACGGGUAGUUUUUAAUUUCGUGUGUGACGCCGGCCAACAUUUAAUUUCAAUAAAAGUCGCUUAGCUUAGUUUUCGCCGCUUAAAACGUCAAUAACUCCGUUCGCACAACACACAAUAUAAAUCGAGUGUCGCUAAUCGAACGUGGGGGUGCGAUUAGGUGUAAUUAAAUGAUUUUUUGGAUAGAUGGCUGCACCAAUAAAGAGCAGCAAAAAAGUCGGAACUGUUAUACAUAGAACGACAAGUGAGACUUUAAGGUUAGGUGAAUGUGUGUCAGCGGUGUCAGCUGUGUCAGCGGCAUCGAAGAAGAAAUCGCAGACCACGUCGCCGAGCUGCUCCUUCCAGAUAACAGGUGUUAGCCUGACCAGAUACGACCUGGGCGAAGACUCGGCGGAUGAUCUGGACGAGAGCCACACCGACGACAUAUCCAGGGUAACCGACAACGAGACGCCCAGCUUCUCCGAGGACUCGAGGGACACCGACGAGCCGUACCAUCAGCAUCAGCACAAUGGACCAACCAACAACCAGCAGCCCAUCACCAUCAAGCCGACGCAUCCGACGAUCGUGGAGGCGACUGAUGAUAAAUGGCAGGAGGAGCAGGAACAGAACACCAAUGUAGGGCUCGGUAGGUUCAAAGUUGUGAAGAUCGAAAGCGUUGCACCGUUCUCACGCGGACGAUGGACCUGCUUCGAUUAUCUCGACCAGAAAACCGAAAACGUACCUGCACCCACCACUUCCAACUAUUGGGAAAACAACUGCCAACAUCCGUAUAUGUUCCAAGGAAAUUAUUUAGUACAGGACAACAAUCUCGCCAACAAUAUGGAAAACCAAAAAAGAACCAGAAACUCGUAUCCAGCGUCGCCUAAUUUCAUUUCGUCGCCCAGUAUUAGACCAAGUUUCGUGCAUUCGACCAGUAUAGACUGUACGAAUUCUGUUACCGAGUUAAAACAGAAGGAAAUCGAACCAAACAGGAAUGAAACUUGUGCCCUCCAAAAUCAGGUUCCAUCGAAUACGCCACAAACUAACUCCACUCAGAAUAUAAACGAUACAAACAAGGCUUCAGUAUCUUGCACAGCGACCAUCGACACAAAAAUCGAGCAUGCUUUGGAUGUGGUAAAGAACCAUUUGACCCACGCCGUUCGCUUGGAGGUGGAGGAGUUGAAGGUAAAAAUCAACGAACUGGUCGACAGAAUCAGCUACUUGGAAUACGAGAAUGAUCUUCUUCGUGCUAACGUCGCUCCGGACGUCUUGGCCAAUUUAAAGAAUAACGGCAGCGACAAAUAAACAAUGAAAUAAUGCAUAAAUGAGAAUGUUCAUGCAUUUAAAUUAUUUCGUUUUUAUUCUUUAUGACCAAUUUGGUGUGAGUGUAAGAUAAAAGUUGCUAGGUGCUAAAUGAUAAAUUGAUAUGUGAUUGUUUUUUAACUUUAUUGUCUUCAAAUUUAUUAAUUGAUUUUAUUACUGAAAAAGACUUUGUAUCACAGAGGGCCCAAAAUAUACUCUUGUUCUUUGUCAUAUUACCGGAGCGUUCCCCAAUAAUAAGUAAAUGCUUUAAGCACAACACUGACACAAUACUCUUCUGCCAUAUCAUUUUCAAAAACAGGGUAAAAACAAAUCAUGUGACGCGUUAAGUGCGACGGACGUUUUCUGGAUUAAAUUAUUGCUCAACGUUGAUUUGUUGAUCAUAUCUGCACAUUGUAUACGAAUGGGAUGGAACACUUGGAAGGCUGUGAAUAAUGGACGAUGAAACCAGUAAAAGCGUGUCAUAUACAAUCGUGUGAAACAUUGUAAAAACGUAGCAAAACAUUUCGGCUGUGAUUGAUUUGUAGUGUUGUAUAUGACACGAAAAUGUGCAAAAACAGUUUUGUUAUGUUAAACCAAGAAUCGUAAUUUAAUCCCGGAAAUUACCCUCCGUGAUUUGUCUUGUCAAUGGUGGUCGCAUCAACUCAUUUCCCUGAACACUCGACUGAUUGAAGGAUGACAAAAUGCUGCACUAAUAAGCACGAACUCAGCUUCUAGUAGAUAGUUUAUUGAAUGGAGUAGACUUUGGGUCCAUCUGUUUCUCUUAUUCAACCAACAAACAAAAAAAAUAUAAUAAAAUAAAGCGAAAACAAUGGAUAGCAGAACAUGCUUGAAGGAAUGUAAACAUUGUGGCUGUGCUAAAUAAUGAUAGGAGUGUGUGGUUACUUCUUAUUAAUUAUUUUUACUCACUGGAAUCCAGGAAAAAUUUGACACGUCCAAGUAUCUUAUGUCGUUAUUUUUUCUGGGUUAACACUCGGGAUGUCCCAAAGGAAAAAGCACGGAAACACCCCCCGACAGUUCAUUCGUUUUUUUACUGGAAUGUCGCGGAAUCCUCCCCAAGUUUUUCCUUCGGGCGCAAUUAUUAAUGUUAACCGUUAUAAUUAAUAAUUAUUGUUUUUAAAAAUGGCAUUAUAUAUAACGGUUCGGGACACAGUGUAAUAUUGCGUAAGCCGUUUUUAUUUUUUCAUCAAUGGGACUGUUUAACCGACAGGUCGCUUGUAUGUAAUGCCAGAAUGUGAUUAUUAACGAAUUUUUUUAUUGAUCUCAAACUGUUUCAAAUUCAAUAUUUUAGUAUUACAGUAAGUAUUAGUAGUAUAAAAUUUCAAAAUAUUUUUAAUGUUAUAUUUUAGACAUAAGUAUUUUAGCUACGCUUUUUAUUUAUUUAGAACUGUACUGGAUACCAUUUCCCCUUUUUCCCUUCUAGUAACCAGUGCAAUGUUGUUCCUGUUUUACAUAAAUUAUAAAUUAUAACAAUAA